Molecule: messenger RNA, 2836 nt
Organism: Pogoniulus pusillus (Red-fronted tinkerbird)
Lineage: Eukaryota; Metazoa; Chordata; Aves; Piciformes; Lybiidae
Gene: C1QTNF3
Product: C1q and TNF related 3
Exons: 6
Coding region: 83-1027 (314 amino acids)
Molecular function (GO): protein binding
Source: RefSeq, a predicted model, not a curated record
CUGAAAGGACCACAUAGCUCCUAGUACAGCAAAGAGCUUCUCCUUCUGCAAGGCAUUUGCUGGACUCCUUACUUUGAAUAACAUGGCAGAGAAGGAUUUCAUCAGUUGGCAUCUGCUGGCUUUAUUUUUUCUUCCAUUUUGCCUGUGUCAAGAAGAAUACAUGGAGGUGAGCAGAAGAUCUUAUAAACCAGUGGCCAAAGUCUUGCAAAGUCACCACCAGACUGGCCCUAAAAGUUCCAGAAGCAGGGAAAUAUUGAAUCAGCGGAGACAACUUAUAGAGUGGACUGUUGAUAAUAGCACUUCUACAGACCAAAAAGUCCUGAGAUCAGAGGUAGAUGAUGUAGAACUGACUACCUCAGAUAGAGUCCAGCCCCCACAAACUGGACCGCAGAACCCAGACUGUAGUUCCUGCUGCCGUGGUGACUUUGGAGUUCGACUCUACCAAGGGCCUCCAGGACCUCCUGGCCCCCCUGGGAUGCCAGGAAAUCAUGGAAACAAUGGAAAUAAUGGAGCAACUGGCCAGGAAGGAGCUAAAGGCGAGAAAGGAGACAGAGGAGACAUGGGACCAAGGGGAGAGCGUGGCCAUCACGGGCCCAAAGGCGAGAAGGGUUACCCUGGGGUUCCCCCAGAGCUACAGGUCGCAUUCAUGGCUUCCAUGGCUACUCACUUCAGCAACCAGAACAGUGGGAUCAUCUUCAGCAGUGUCGAAACCAAUGUGGGGAACUUUUUUGAUGUCAUGACUGGAAGAUUCGGUGCCCCGGUGAACGGGGUCUAUUUCUUCACCUUCAACAUGAUGAAACACGAAGAUGUGGAGGAAGUGUACGUGUACCUGAUGCACAAUGGUAACACAGUUUUCAGCUUAUAUAGCUAUGAAUCAAAAGGGAAGGCAGACACCUCAGGAAACAGUGCAAUCCUAAAACUCGCCAAGGGAGAUGAAGUUUGGCUGCGAAUGGGAAAUGGAGCCCUCCAUGGAGACCAUCAACGCUUCUCCACCUUUGCUGGGUUUCUUCUUUUUGAAACCAAGUAGAAAAAGAAAAAAAAAAGAAAGAAAAAGAGAAAGAAAUAACCCCGUAGAUGUUUAUCUAAGGAAACUUCUUUUUUUGGAGCUGGUAUUUUUCUCUGGACUGUGGAAGAGCAGUAUAACAUUGAAAGAUCAGGGAGGCUCGUUUUGAUGCAGGGUGUUGUUAUUUGUAUUUCAGAGGUGAGCUGAAUGCAUUGGGUAGUUGACACAGGCUCACAGAAGUUGCAUUGUCAUCUGGGUUAUGUCUAGAGAGUUGAUACAUGUUCCUAUCACUCUUCUCUCCAAAGUGACUGAAAAACAAAGGAAAAGGAGUUUAAAUAAUUUAGAAAGCAGUUUGUGCAGAACAGUCAACUUUGUCUGUAAAUAUACUUAAGUAUACGUCAGAAAUGGAACAAUUUAAUUCAAGUCCUUAUUUUCAUUUAUUCAGUUCUUAUUGCACAUUUAUUUAAGUUUGCAUCAUGGAAACAGCCCAGAAAGGAAUACACUCAGGCUCAGCUGAGACCAGAUUUAAAAGAAGAAGUUUCUACUGGACUAGAAUGAAUUAAAAUAUAAUGUGAAAAUAAAGAUGUCGAAAGAUUCAGGUCUACUGUGUUCCCAUCUCAAACCUCUGCAGAUGUAUGUGGUGUCAUUUUCCACAGAUUUUUAGUAAGUAUUUAUGUUCACUCUCUUUAAAAAAAGAGUGGUAGUAAAUUCUGCCUUAGUAGCAGCCUGAAGCCGUUGAGGGGAUCAGGCAGGGGAUCUGUAAUGUUUCCUCCUAAUACUCAAAGUGUUAAAACCUGAUGUCACUGGAUGCAAAAUGUUCAGAGACAAUGUUGGAGAUGUUGGGGAUAUACCAACAGCACAGUCUUUGUGGAGUUAGGAGCUCUUUAAGGAUGUACAUUUUAAUAUUGUGUAUUUACUUAACAGUGAAGUUGUUGAUACACGUUUCCUAGCAGCCUUCCAAGAACCAGCAUUUCAGGAAAAGACACCGCAGCCUGGCAAAGCAGCUGCUAACUCAGUCCAAUAUUUAAGCAAGCACAAGUGCUGGCUGGCUCUGAAGCUCCAGUCACAGCAAACCAGGCAAUUCUUCAGCAUUAACAUUUGCCACCAGCCUUUCAAAUUAUGGAUACCUGAAAGCCUGCUUGGUUAUCUUCAUCAGAAUCAGCACCAAAUAGAGGUAAGACAGUACUGAAGUAUGAAAGUAUCAUUUGCAAGUUCUGUCUCUCCACAUACAAGUUAAUGAAGUAUAAAUUACAUUUUAAUAGACAUUACCUUUCAACCAGGCAUUACUUGCCCUUACUUUACACACUAGUGGAGUUAGAAAACAUCUAUAGGAAACCCUUUUAUACUGCAUACAGAUAUCAAUAGUACAACAAUAGAGAAAAUGAACAAAAAUGCCCUAUGAAUUUGCAUGCCCUAUGUACACACGAUGUAAAUCACAUCUUGUGAUGAAAAAUGCAUACUGGUACUUGAUGAUUAUGACAUUUUGAGUUUUAUGCAUCAACCACUGAAAAUACUAGCUUUAAUGAAGUUUGAUUGUUUCUUGAUGAGCUUGGGUCAGGUUUGGAACACAUCAGUUUUCAAAACCUGGGGCCACCUUAUUUUAACGAGCAUUUCAGUGAAAUUCUGGCAUGCCUCCAAACUAAAACUCACUAGGUAGUCAGAUAACACUGCUCUUCUAGAAUAAGUGCACAAGUUGUAUGAGAUGCACAGCAUUGUGAGAUAAUGUUCACAGUAGCAAAAAUCUCAAAAAGUAUUUCUUGUUGUGUUAGGAAGUUUUGCUUACUUUGUAAAAAAUACAUUUACCCAAUAAAGGUUAAUAAUCAUAAAGCUACA